AUGGAGAGGCUCAAACAAGACGGCAAAGACGUGGAGUUGUUGAAGGAGAAGAUUUGCGCUAUGUUGGUGAAGACAAUAAUUGGCAUUCAGCCGUCUUUAGCACAUAUUUAUUCUUCUUGCCAUUCAGAAGACGAAACAGAUGGAAUGUGUUUUGAAUUGUUUGGGGUUGAUGUCCUCUUAGACCAUAAACUGCAGCCUUGGCUUAUUGAGGUCAAUCAUUCUCCUUCCUUUGCAACGGACAGCGCGCUCGACAAAAAGGUAAAAUUUGAGGUGAUUAGAGACGCCCUUCGCCUUGUUGGAAUUUCAAGUAAAAACAGAAAGAGGUUUUCCGCCUCUCAGAAGGGCAUUUUGGAGCGUAAUUCCUCGCUGCGUUCUUCUUCUGAAGUCAAGCAAAGUCGCAUGCAAGAACGAGAACAACUCAAAGCAGAGCUGGCUGUGCAGCGCACAAAAUGGGAAGAGAAACGCCUCGGUGGAUACACCCGAAUUUAUCCGACUCCGGACUCUGCAACAAAAUAUCAACAUUUGUUUGGAGCAGCCAACGAAAUAUGGGCCAAUUCAACGGGUGUUCUUCGCUCUAGACCGCUGUUUGAUAGCUUACACCGAAAACAACAAAACAACAACUCACCUCCAACAGACAAAACAAACACGGAACAAACACCAAGUGGACAGACACCCCAAACAUGCACGCGCGAAAGGGAGUCAGUGCAAGAAAGAGGAAGCUCCGCAAGCGCCCCGAGCCAAAGUAUCAACAGAAACGGGCUGCAAACCAGCAGAAACAGGGGAACAGCAAUCCCGCUCAGAAGCCGCAGCACCGUCGUACGCACCCUUGGUUGCUUGAAAGACAAGCCUUCACCAUGCGUUUCUUUCAUCUCCCAGCAGCAGCAGCAGCAGCAGCAACAGCAGCAGGAGCGGCAACAGUUGGCCAACCCUGAAGUGGAAAGCGCUUCAGCAUAUGUGGCGUCGACUCCUCCAGUGACGGAAGCUCCCCCGAUGUCUCUUUCUUCGUUUUGCACUGACGAAUUAAUCAACAAACAAACUGACUGCUCUGAGGCUCAGGCGUAUGCACACUGCAAAACUGAGGCGGCCCCGUCGCAAGCAUCUACCGAAGAACCUGAAACGGCAGAGACAACUAAAAGUGCCAGCUUCCCCCUGAGCAGCAGCUACUGCAGCUCCACCGCCCUGCCCUCCCUAUGCAAGCUAGGAAGCAGCACCAGCAACAGCAGUAGUAACAGCAGCAGCAGCAGCAGCGAGGCAACCCAUUUGCUGCUGAACCUCUCUUCUAAUGGGCAGAAGGAGGUACCGAGUUGCGUGCGACAGGGAGGCGGCCACAGGCUAGCGAAAUCUGAGGUGUACAGACAGUCUGAGCAGUACAGACAGUCUGAGGCGUACCGACGGUCUGGGGUGUACAGACAGCCAGAGGUGUACAGAGACCGCGGUGGGAGUAGAGGGCUGCCUAUGAACCUUUCGCGUGUUGAUGUGUCUUUCACUUUAGACUCCGACCAAAACCCAAAACAACACCAAAAACAAAAAACCCCUUCUGCAUGCACCACCCAGCAGCCCUCCAUGAGGAAAACUGCUUCGUUCUGCAGCACGAAGAGAAACAAAAUGCCAAUUAAAACAAAAUCCAACAAAUGCAAGCAAACCGUUUUGAAGUAA
Messenger RNA from Eimeria acervulina, 1656 nucleotides. RefSeq lists its product as hypothetical. The transcript is spliced from 4 exons. Gene Ontology annotation, biological process: protein polyglutamylation; microtubule cytoskeleton organization. Gene Ontology annotation, molecular function: tubulin-glutamic acid ligase activity; tubulin binding. The record is from RefSeq and is a predicted model, not a curated record. Gene Ontology annotation, cellular component: cilium. The coding region runs from base 1 to 1656 and encodes 551 amino acids. Lineage: Eukaryota; Apicomplexa; Conoidasida; Eucoccidiorida; Eimeriidae.